This is a messenger RNA of Anoplophora glabripennis (Asian longhorned beetle), 1296 nucleotides long. Its product is annotated as PAN2-PAN3 deadenylation complex catalytic subunit PAN2-like. Gene Ontology annotation, molecular function: nucleic acid binding. The record is from RefSeq and is a predicted model, not a curated record. Gene Ontology annotation, cellular component: PAN complex; P-body. Gene Ontology annotation, biological process: nuclear-transcribed mRNA poly(A) tail shortening. The annotation marks the transcript as partial. NCBI's taxonomy places the organism in Eukaryota, Metazoa, Arthropoda, Insecta, Coleoptera, Cerambycidae. The transcript has 4 exons.
GAGGUGUUCACCGAAGACGCCUGCAUCGCAAGGAGCGGCGGUACGAGGGGCAUUACCUUCACGCCCCUGUCAGAAAAUGAGAUUUUGAAGUCUGGCGAUUUGGUGGCGAUGGACGCCGAGUUUGUCACUUUAAACCAGGAGGAGGCCGAGUUGAGAAGCGACGGGAAAAUGUCCACCAUCAAACCGUCGCAGAUGUCGGUGGCAAGGAUUACUUGUAUAAGAGGGCACGGGCAUAUGGAGGGGACGCCGUUCAUAGACGACUACAUCUCCACCCAAGAACAGGUCGUCGAUUAUCUAACCAAAUUCUCGGGUAUUAAACCAGGGGACUUAGACGCCAAUUUCAGUUCGAAGCAUUUAACUACUCUUAAGUCGACUUACACUAAAUUAAGAUUUUUACAGGACAGCGGCGUUAUUUUUGUGGGACACGGACUUAAGAACGAUUUUAGGGUGAUUAAUUUAGUAGUUCCUCCAGAGCAAGUGGCCGACACAGUGCAAUUGUUCCAUUUACCUCAUCAUAGAAUGGUUUCCCUGCGUUUCCUCGCCUGGCACUUCUUGGGGAUAAAGAUUCAGUCGGAAACGCACGACUCCGUGGAGGACGCGAGGGCCGCCCUCCAGCUGUACAAAAAGUACAAACAACUCGAGGCCCAGAGCAAGGUGGGGGACGCCCUGGCCGAACUGUACGAGACGGGGAAAUUGCUGAACUGGAAGGUUCCCGAGGACUAACCCCCUUUAGAUAUAAUGUUAGCGAAUAGAAACGGUGAUGAUAUUAAUUAAAAAACUUAUAGUAAGGCCUUAACGAAGUGACUACAGUUCGACCAGUGUCGCGUACAGGGCGAUCCAUGGCUCUCUUCGUGGACGGAGGAUGCGAUGCUUCCGAUAAUCGCCCAAUAAGAGUUGAUCACAGAAAGAGAGUUAAUAGAGCACCCUGUACAUGACUGCCGAGUUUAAUGAAAAUACAAUUUACUAGAACCACGGGGGGGCGUGCCUCCUCGUGGUACUACUUUGCCAAACCGCAGGCGCUAUUCUCGUAUAGCAUUUUAAAUGGGAGGAGCGAGAGCGUUGGAACUCGAUACGUUUACAGCGACAGGCAAACUUGUGUCAGCGGCGCUCCGAAACGUGCUGUGCGAGACGUUAGCGCAUCAAUUUUUUAACUGGUUUUAUUUUGUAAUUGUCCCGAAACGUGCAUUUAUGUAUUUUAUCCAUUCCACACUGUAUUUUUGCCAUUCGUCGAAUCUGAUCUACAAAAUUAUUUUUUCUAUGCAACAAAAUAAAGGAAUAAAUUUUAUAUGUAAAAUA